AUGCAGCAACCAGCAGGCUUCGGGGAGAAUUCUCCCCUCAUGCUCAAACAUGCCUCGCUUGAAGGCGAGAUCACGGCGAGCAGCAAGAAGUCCUCCUCCUCCUCCACCUUCAUGGAGGUCCUCCGCAUACCUCGUCUGAUAUGGGACUUUACCGAGAGCAACUUCGCCACAUUCGUCGUUCCCAACACGGCUUUCGGCCUCCUGGGCGGGCUCACCGGACAGCCCCUGACCUCGGGCCACGCAGCCAUUCUUCCCGUCAUCUAUCGUUUCCCUCUGGUGGUGGCCUUCAACUGGUACAGCGUCCUCAUCUUCGACCUGGCCAACCAAAGGGGUCCCGAAUCCGUGGCCGAGGACCUCGCGAACAAGCCUUGGCGCCCCAUACCUGCGGGCAAAGUCACGCCCGAGCAGACCCGAAAGGCCAUGCUCGUGGCCAUUCCCGCCGUGCUGGCCUUCAACUACGUGCUCGACGUCUGGAAGGAGGGCGUCUUCAUCCUGAUCCUCACGUGGCUGUACAACGACCUGCGCGGGGGUGACGAGCUCGUCCGGGACGCCAUCAUCGCCGUCGCCUACUUCCUCUUCAACACGGCCUCCCUCAAGAUCACCAUCAGCGGCGUGGCGGCGGCGGCAGCAGCAGGCGCGGCCGAUGACGUACACGCACACGUACCCAUCAGCAUCACCCACGAGGGUUACGCAUGGGCCGCCAUCAUCAGCGCCGCCAUCCUGACGACGAUGCAGGUGCAGGACCUCAAAGACCAGGCCGGCGACCGCGGACGGGGCCGCGCGACGGUGCCCCUAUUCUUCGGCGACAGGGCCUCGCGGGCGUCGCUUGCGGUGCUCGUCCCCUUCUGGUCGUGCAUAUGCGUCUACGUCUGGCAUAUCCGCUCGUGGGCAGUGCUGCUGCCCACGCUGUCCGGCGCCAUGGUCGUUGUUGGGGUGCUUCGAACGCGGACCCCAGAAACGGACGCCAGAGCUUGGAAGCUGUGGUGCCUCUGGACAAUAUGUCUGUAUUCCCUGCCCCUCGUCGGUGACGGUUUCGUGUUAUUGGCGCCGCAUCUGGAAUAG
Colletotrichum orchidophilum is the source of this 1062-nucleotide messenger RNA. RefSeq lists its product as uncharacterized. Gene Ontology annotation, cellular component: membrane. Gene Ontology annotation, molecular function: transferase activity, transferring alkyl or aryl (other than methyl) groups. Lineage: Eukaryota; Fungi; Ascomycota; Sordariomycetes; Glomerellales; Glomerellaceae. The record is from RefSeq and is a predicted model, not a curated record. Bases 1 to 1062 code for a protein of 353 amino acids. The transcript has a single exon.